UGAAUCACCGUAGGCUUCUGCUAGCCGUUUUCAGUUAGCGGUUUGAAAAGGACCUGGACUACUCUCUCAAUGGUCCUCAUUCGGUUUGGCGUUAGCACUUCUCUCUGUCUUUGUAACCCGGUUUACUAGCUCAUUUAUUUUGUCCGGGCAGUCGUAUUUUUAACGGGUACAUUAACUUGCUUGAAGUGGGUUCAGAAAAAAUAAAUUGAAUGGAUCCGAGGGUGGCUUGGAUUCAGCCCGAGCAGAAAGGACCUGCGAACGCAUUUUGGAUGCAAGUGUGGGAGACUUCUCAGGUACGAGCGAACUCCGGCCAGCAUCUUCGUAAUAAUCAGAACCACAACCUGCAUGUGAAUUCUCCAGCGUUGGACGUUUAUAAAGAUGUUGCGGCAAAGGGCAAUAGCAUGUGUAGCACUAACACCACGGCUGGUCUGAGCAGCAGCCAUCACGGUAUUUCAAACUGCACUACUUCUAACCACGGCACUGCAUUCUCCUCCUUCGGGGUAACGUUACCGAACGGCAGCGUACAGAACUCAUUGACCCCGUCCAACGCUAACGGUGUAACUACAGAUUUGGGAGACAGUAAAAUGCCCCAAAAGACGGGAUCUAUUUCGUCCUUGUCUUCAGUGGAAUCUAUAACGGACAGUACAUCUUCAAACGGCUCAUUGGGAAGGAUUAGUGGUGGUAAUGUAACGGGAAAUAUGAAUAAAAACGCUGGAGGUGUCAAUCUGUUAUUUAACUUCAGUGAAAGCAUGCCCAAUAAUGUAAACCAAUACCACCACCAUCAAAGGCACCAUCAGGAUCACCCUCAGUACAAUUUCCAACAGAAUUGUGAGAAGCGUCACCCGACUCACCCGCCUGCACCCCUAAAUAACCACGCUCACCAUCCAGGCCGAAGGAAAAGUGACAACAAGGCGAGCACCUAUGGGAUGAAUUACCUGCUUUCUAACUAUGGCAACUAUGUUAGUUCGGGGACUGGGACGCCUUGGAAGACCAGGAAAUACAGCCCCGGUGUUGAUGGGUGAGAUUAUUUUUGAUAAGGCCAUUGCCCCCACUGGAAUUGUUUGACGCCAACGUUAGCUUGCUAAUGGUAGCUUGCUAAUGUUAUCCGCGAUACCUAUCAUGGUUUCCUUUCCUACUAGCUAGACACUUAUUUAUUGUAAAAAUGGUCAUGCCUGAAGUCAAUCCGUUAUCGUGUCGUUUUGGUGGUUGCAUGUUGAUGUUUUAUCUUUUUCAAAUUGAUUUGCUGCACGGGUGAUUAGUAAUGCGAAUGUUAUCUUAAAUAGCUAGCUACUUAGCUAACUACAUCGCUAAUUUGACUGCGCUCUGCAGACUAACCGGAUUUGACUUGUUAAGCAGCUAUAGCUAGCUAUCUAGAUAAGAGUUUGGUAAGGUUAGCUUGCUAACUGAUAGUUAGCUAACAGCUAGCAAGCUAUUUGACAGAUCUGAAGGGUUGGGUAACUUCUGGAAUGUAGGGUUAAUGCCGCAUUCAUGUCAUGUCGGAAACUCGGACAUUUUCUGACAUGUUUACUCGUAUACGAAAGCCGUGUUUCCUACUUGGAAGUAUCAGAAUCAAGCAAUAGGAAGCUAUACGCAAGUAAUUAGGGUCAUUUUAACUCCGAGGUCCCGAGUGUCUGACAUGACGUGAACGCGGCAUGUAUCGCAAAAUUAUGAAAGGGGUCAUGAUUAGCUAUUUAUCUUUAUACAGCCACUCAGGGGAUUAUUAACGUCUGACUCGUUAUUCAGCUAUAGUUCAUUAACUUUCUAGUUUAUUACAUUCCCUAAUAUUGUUGAUUAGACUAACGUUAUACAUGUAAAAAUUGGCUGCAACAAAAAACUGCCAGGUGACUGUUUAAGAUUCUCUCUGGUCUCCAUGGACAGUUGUAAGAUCCAUAGGUUUCGUUUGAAUUGAACUGUGCAGUACAAUGAUUGGCCCUAGUGGCACCCUGGUGGCAUUGAAAGCAUGUAGGCUAAUGUACCGAUUGUAAUACCUGGUUGUGCUACAUUUCAGUGUAUGGCUGCACUCAAUAAUUUUGGUGUGAAAAAUGUUAACAUCAGUGCAUACCAUUUUUGUAUAGGUCUGUGAUCAGUAUGGGAAUUGAAACCACAACCUUGGCGUCGCUAAUCCCAUGCGCUUACAGGACCAUGUUGUGAUUUUAUUGAAUGUUGAGGGAUGCUGAGCUUACUUGAAAGCCUGUAUCAAUGUAUGCUUUAUAUAUUUUUUUUAAAUCUCUGCUUCCAUGAUGGUCUAGGCUUUCUUUGAAAAUACCUACCAUGUAGGUGAACUGAUGACAUUUAAAUUCAUGAAAUCCUGAAACAGAAAAUGUAAAUCGACCAAUUAUUUGACUUGUUUAGUUUCAGGGUGAGCAACUGCGUGUGUGUUGUUAACCCUCUCCUCGUCCCCCCAGUCUCCAUGAGGAGGUGGUGGACUUCUACAACUUCAUGUCUCCCCGACCGGAGGAGGCUGCUAUGAGGAAGGAGGUGGUCGACAGGAUCGAGACGGUCAUCAAGGAGCUGUGGCCUACUGCCGACGUGAGCACACACACCAGAGCUGGGCGUUGAACCGGCACAUCACACAUUUUAGGCAUUUGUCUAAAAAUAUUUGUACAGUAUAGGUUUUUUUGAACUCUUUCAUUCCCCCGCUCUCUCCAGGUGCAGAUAUUUGGCAGCUUCAGCACUGGACUCUACCUACCUACAAGGUAAGAGGGCAGCCUUGUGUGAUGUUUUGGCUCAGUCUUGUUCUCAGAAUUUGCCACAAGUGCUUGGCCACCAGUUGACUUAACACCAUCUCUCGCUGUUGCCAUAGUGACAUAGACCUGGUGGUGUUUGGUAAGUGGGAACGGCCCCCGUUGCAGCAGUUGGAACAGGCACUUCGGAAACACAACGUGGCGGAACCUUUCUCCAUCAAAGUGCUGGACAAAGCUACAGUGAGUUGGUGCUCUAAAAAAUAAAAUAAUAAUAUGCUUACAUACGAUCUGUCGGAAUAACUCCAAUGUUGUCCGAACUGAUAAACAAGGAGAUGAUUUGCUUUAAUUUGUUACAUUUUAGUCAUUUAGCAGACGCUCUUAUCCAGAGCGACUUACAGGAGCAAUUAGGGUUACGUGCCUAGCUCAAGGGCACAUCGACAGAUUUUUCACCUAGUCGGCUCGGGUAUUAGAACCAGCGACCUUUCGGUUACUGGCACAACGCUCUUAACCACUAAGCUACCGCCGCCUAAUAAUGUAGGACAAGUGUGCACGAACUAAUGAUUGGGCCUAAUUAGUGACUGCUUUAGAAUUGAGAGAGGGAACGAAAGAGCGAUGGACGUGAAAUAAACUUUAUACUUCUGAAAUGAAGUCACAAUGUUUCUCUAUUCUCUCUCCAAGGUGCCAAUCAUUAAGCUGAGUGACCAGGAGACUGACGUCAAAGUAGAUAUCAGCUUCAAUGUGGAGACUGGAGUCAAAGCUGCUUUCUUUAUCAAGGACUACACUAGGGUGAGAACACUAGCAUUUGUAGUUUUUAUUUUUGCUUUAUUUUUCCAGGUUGUCGUAUUGAGGUCAAAAUACAUUUUUUCCCCCAAUGGGAGACCUGAAUGGCUAUAAUGAUCAGAGCAACAAUUUAAAAAAUGUUCCCAGUUGUAGGGUACAAAAACUGGCCUAUGAAAGGAAUGGAAAUUGACUUCCUGCCCACUGACACUCCCAUAUUGUAAUUUGUUUUGGUUAAACUUGAGGCUAAUGAAAUACUUACUGAACUACUGUCCCUGUGAAAUGCAUUUACUAUCACUGUAGCAACAGAAGCACUACUUAACCGCUUCACAAUUACAUUCCACACCAUAUGUAUUAAAAUGUUGCUCUAUACUCCAGCAUUUUGGAUUUAAGAUAGAAUGUUUCAUAUCAGGUGAGAAUACACAAAUGUACACCUGCACAGUGGGGCUGUGACGAUAUGGUCAUUGUAGUUAAUUAUCACGUUUCUGCGCUCAACUAGGCUGAAUAUUUGCUUAAUGAAAACUACAACUCCCUUCAGGCCAGCAUUCCACUCUCAUCAAUUAUUUGAUUUCUCUCUAGAGAAACGGCACGUUGGGCUCACAAAAAAACCUAACUAAAUGGAAUUCAAGUAAUUGAACUGACGUCGGUCAAUUACAAGUUUAAGAACCGAUAAUAAAAAAAAAACGACAUGUCGGUUCAUCGCUCAGCACUACUUUCCAUGAUACUAACGAGUAUUGCACAGUGGGUCAGAGUGGUGCAGAGUAUGUGAGCGGAGCGUGCCUAAUUUGACUGGAGCACGGAGUGAGUUUCCCAAAGGCUGGAGCAUCAGCCUUCUCACCCGCUCCAAUUUCACUCCAGUAGUGCUCCAAGUAGUGCUCACUUCACGAGCUCAGGGCAUGCCCGGCCCAGCAUACAUUUGUAGUCUACUUAUGUUCUGCUAUAGCCCCUUGCUUUAGCUACUGUCAUGGAGUUCACUACAUAUUUUCAUAAAUAAACUAAUAAAACACAGGUGCAAAAUCACAGUGACUUACAAAGAGGAGGACCAAGAGCAAUACAUUUACAUUACAUUUUAGUCAUUUAGCAGACGCUCUUAUCCAGAGCGACUUACAGGAGCAAUUAGGGUUAAGUGCCUUGCUCAAGGGCACAUUAACGUCAUCUAGCAGACGCUCUUAGCCAGAGCGACUCACAAAUUGGUGCGUUCACCCUAAAGCCAGUGGGAUAACCACUUUACACAUUUUUUUUUGGGGGGGGUGAUUUUUGUUGGGGGGGGUAUCCACAACUAAAGAAUUGUGGAACCUGAAAAUACACAUAUCCCGAAAGCAUGAUGGUGUACUUACUAUGUGCACAUGCUAACAGAAAGGAACGAGGUGUGUCAUUGUAGCAAAGUAUUUAUAAACAAAAAAUCUGAUCUCUUAAAAGUUAGUUCAGUUUUGUUCUAUUAUCUAUACAAUAAAUGAUUUUGGGCUAAUAGGCCUGGCAUAUUACCUCUUUAAAGGAGCUUUCAGUUUUGAUAGGGUUAUUUAGCCUAAAAACAUGUACAUUUUAGUCAAUUAGCAGACGCUCUUAUCCAGAGUGACUUAGUUAGUGCAUUCAUCUUAAGAUACUGUAGCUAGGUGGGACAACCACAUAUCCCAGUCAAAGAAAGUACAUUUUUCUGCAAGCGACCUGAGGUGGCAGAACGGCGUGCUCGGGUUGGGAUGUAGGGUUCAAAUAUAUCCUGAAGGUAGGGAGGGGCAGUUCCUCUUGCCGUUCCGUAGGUAAGCACCAUGGUCUUGUAGUGGAUGUGAGCUUCGACUGGAACCCAGUGGAGUGUGCGGAGGAGCAGGGUGACGUGAGAACUUGGGAAGGUUGAAAACCAGGCAGGCUGCAGCGUUCUGGAUAAGUGGCAGCCAACAGAGAGUUGCAGUAGUCCAGACACGAGAGGACAAGUACCUGGAGUAGGACCUGCACCGCUUCCUGUGUGAUGUAGGGUCGUACUCUACGGAUGUUGUAGAGCAUGAACCUGCAGAAGCGAGUCACUGCUUAGAUUUUUGCAGAGAAGGACAGGGUGUUGUCCAGGGUCACGCCAAGGUUCUUUGCACUCUGGGAGGGUGACACUGGAGUUGUCAACAGUGAUGGGGAGGUCUUUGAGCGAGCAGGCCUUCCCCGGGAGCAAGAGCAGCUCCGUCUUAUUGAGGUUUAGGCCUACCUAUAGAAAAAACAACUCUGCAUCCCAGCCCAGCCUCCUGGCAAGAGUGGCCAAAAGGGGUUAAGCAUCCCCAAUGGCUCUGCAAGCACAGAGAGGAUAUUCUCGGCUGCUGGCCUGCUCUUCAGGCACCGUCGCAUGAGCCUGAAGCCACACUCUGGCCAAACUGGUGUUUCUAGAAAUUAAUUCAAAGGCAGUGAGCCUAAUAAGGCAUUUUUCUUUUAAUUUGUAUUUAAUUCUAAGUUACAGCCUAUAUGGGCAAUUUAUAGACUAUGAUGAUGUAAUAAAAUGAAAUGUUUAAAUGCUGAGCACUUAAUGUCACUGCCAGCCUAGUGUCGCACUUGCAAAUGCUUCAAUGUAUUUAUUUGUAGGCUAUAGCCUUGAAAUAAUAUAAAGCUACCUGUCUGGCUCCUGACCUAUUUAGAUAGUUUAUAUGGUGUUUAAUAUGACAUGCAGCCUAUUUGAAAUGAUGAGCGCUUCUUGGUCACCUUUUCAUUCAAAUCAAAUGGUUUGGUUUCAAUAUGUCAAAACCAAAUGGUAGGUCCAGGUAUUCACAGAAAUAGAUGGGUGUUGGUUAAAUUGUGAUGUGAAUGGAGUGAAUUUGGAGUGGCAGUUUUUUCCUGUGAGCGCGGAGCGGUUGGAAAGGACGUGGAGCGGUGCGUGAGCGCUGCUCUGAGAGACGAGUGGGAUUUCAGGCCAGGGUUUUCCUUCUCAAAUGAACUGUGCUUUUACUUGUCUAGCCAAUCCUAUUAGAUCUGCAGUAGGGGUUAGGGGGAGAUCUGGUGAUGGGCGUAUAAUAUACUGUCAGUAAAGGAAUGCCUCUGUGACAUAACUGAAUUCAAUGACAUAGCAGAACAUGCUUCUGGCACCAGAAGCAUAACUUUGGAAUGAGUCAUUGUCCCACUGACCUUUUACAACUGUAGCCCCAAAAUCAGCAUAUGAUAUAACAUGACAACCUGUGAAAAUGAGAAGACUAAUUUUAUUUCAAGUUGUGAUCCCCAUACUAAAUUACAUAUUUUCAUUAAAUGGAGACUUUUCCCUCGUCUAAUUUAAAAUAAUCCCAUUAAAAAAAAAUCUGUUAUCUGUUCCUCAAUGACUGUGUAAAUUAAGCAGGAAUUUGAUUAUUUCCUUAUUGUUUUUUUAUCUCCCUCUCCUUUCUUUCCCUCUCACCCUACAGAGGUAUCCCGUGCUGCCUUACCUGAUCUUUGUGCUGAAGCAGUUUCUGCUCCAGAGAGAUCUCAACGAGGUGUUCACCGGAGGAAUCAGCUCUUACAGCCUCAUCCUGAUGGUCAUCAGCUUCCUCCAGGUACACACGCACGCUUUGCGUAAUCUAGUAUGACAUAGGGCUGGGCGGUAUACCGUAUUUGACAAUAUACUGGUAUUGAUGCACGGACCGGUUUGGGUUUUUACUUUACCUUCUAUAACGAUAUUUGAAUGUAUGGUUUGUUAAAUGUGAUACUUCACUACUUGAGUCAAUGCUCUCUCUCUCAUGCCACUUUCCACACAGACCUAGCCCCGCCCCCUGUCACUCAAGGAGCGCAUUUGUUGUUCCUCGACCACGAGACACUUGCGUUCAGUCUGCAUGGUCAAUGCAGCUCAUGCAACAAUGUUGACGUCAACGAUGCUGUUUUCACAUUUCUUCUUAAUAUAAAUCCACUAGCGAUCUAUAAUUACACUAUUAGUUUGUGUUUCUUACAUCUGCAAACAGUAAGUUUGUCUUUUCGUAGCAAGUUGGGCCUAAAUCUUGUUAGCCGCUAAUCGCUAGCUAGCUAAUAAAUGUACUGAGUCAGAGCAAACAUAAUUAGCUAUACAGUCUGAUAAUACCAGUGAUGGUGUAGACCUAAAUCAGCAUGUUUGUGCAACAGUAUCUUCUAAAUCAAAGAGGAAUACACUAAGCAUGAAUAUGUUAGCUACAUUAAGUAGUUAAGAGGAAACAUUCAAUGUAGCCAAACAUUAUAGGGUGCCCUAGGAAACACUUAUCAACACUUUGGUUCCUACCCUGUCACAAUAACUCCUCCUUGGCAUUUUCAUUCGUUGUCAUGUCAAACAACACUCAUAUUUAAAAUGCCCACUAUUAUUUCUACCUAUAGAAUUAGAAUAAUCAUUCUAUUACUAUUAUAUUCUAACUAUAGAAUUAAAAUAAUCAUUCUAUUUUGAUGAUUCCAACAGUUCACCCAAGUUUUUUGCUCUAAAUCGCUAUUCAAAUCGCAAAGACCUAGAUUGUUUGCCCAUAUCGUGCAGCCAUAUGUGGCAGUGUGGAAAUUAUCUAAAAUGAGUUCAGAAAUUGAUGAAAAUAAAUACUUUUUUGUUGAAUUGAACAGUGUAAAACAAUCAGAAUGGAGAAAGACUAAUUUGAAUUCACUUAGAAUGUGUGUUGCCACCCUAGGGUCACGCACUAGUCAUAAAGCAAAUUUACAACUUUGUAUUAUUCAAAAACAUAAAAUACCAUCAUUUAAAAAAAAUGUAUGAUAUGAUAUUUUGUCCGUAUCGCCUAACCCUAGUAUGACAGUGUACAAUUACGGCACUUAGUGCUGUCCUAACACCUAUGCCUAUUCUCUCCCUCCUUCCUUCCCUCCCUCCGUCUCUCUCCAUCCAGCUCCACCCAAGGAUUGACGCCAGUAAUCCCAACAUCAACCUUGGCAUUCUGCUGAUUGAGUUCUUUGAGCUUUAUGGACGUCAUUUUAACUACCUGAAGACGGGCAUCCGGGUCAAGAAUGGCGGGGCCUACAUGGCCAAGGAGGACAUGAUGAAGGUUAUGACCAACGGCUGCAGACCCUCCAUGCUCUGUAUAGAGGACCCACUGAUGCCAGGUGGGGGUUGUGUGAGUGAGUGAGUGAGUGCGUGUGCGUGUGUGCUGGACUGAGUGUUUGAGCGACUGACUGAGUGUCUGUGGUUUUCCCAUUAGUAAUGGUGUUGGCUGUAGUUUGUAUGGGCCGAUUCAGGUUUUUUUACCCGCGUCUGUGUGUUCCAGGUAACGACGUUGGCAGGAGUUCGUAUGGAGCCAUGCAAGUCCAGCAGGUUUUUGACUACGCUUACAUCGUCCUCGGUCACGCCAUGUCACCACUAGCACGCUGCUACCCCAACAAGGACAUUGACAGGUUGGUUCCCCCCUCCCUCUUUCAGAAUGUCUUCUGGAUCCAUCCGGCCUAGAAAUAUUUGUACAUGAAUAGGUUCAACAGUUAUCAAAGUAAAGAUUGUCAAAUUAAUAUGGUGGUUGUGUUGGGAAGUGUAACUGAUCCACUGCUGUGCAACAGUUAAACCGUCCCCCUCAUGUUUCUCACUAUCCCUGCAGCACUUUGGGGAGGAUAAUCAAGGUGACACAGGAAGUGAUUGACUACAGGGAGUGGAUCAUGACGAAGUGGGGGGGCAGGCACCUCGCCCGCAUGGAGAGCCGGGGUAAGAGCAGUGUGUGAAACAUCUGUGUUAAAUCUUGACUGUCUUGUAUGGCAGGUACUGUGUGUGUGAAGGGUAGUCUUUGUCUUAUAUGGCAGUUUGGUAAGUGUGUGUUGCUCUGUGUAUAAUAACCUAUGUUUUUCUGUAGGUUCCCUCCUGGAUCAGGACCCAGCAGGGUGUGUGUUGGGUGUAGGGGUGGAGGAACAGAGGGACUCUGUCUCCCCUCACAGUGCAGACUCUCCCAUGUCCCUGUCCAGUCCUCACCAACACUCCUCAGCCUCCUCUGUCUCCUCGCUGUCCGGGUCAGACAAUGUAAGGGCAGGGCACACACACACACACUGCAGUCUUUAUGAUGAAUUCUAUAAAUGCAAUUGUAUUAAUUGAUUGACAGCUGGCCAUGUAUUAACCCCUCCACUUUGCUGUUUGUUCUAGGACUCUGAUUCGACGUCCCCGGCGCUGCCUCUCUACCCCCUUCAGGCUUUGGGUAUGACUCUACCCCUGGGCCUGGCACUGGGCAAGCCUGGCAUCAACCAGCACCACCUCAUCAUGACCCCUGGCUCACAGGUACAGAACCUUGCACCUGCUGACCUUUGUGUGUUUUCAGAGAUGGGAGAGUUUAACCUGAUCAAGAUUUUCUGGGAGUGGGAGAUUAAAGGUAGACUCCGCAAUGCACGAAGUGAACACAAUAUCGGGCUUAUUUCCACAACUAAGAGCGUUGAAGCGCGAGGCUAAACUUCUCCGCUGUUUUGGUCCCGUAGCUACCACGUUGUACCAGGGUGAAGCGCAUCCGUGCAUAUCCACAGAUACCAUGACUGUGUUUACACAGGCAGCCCAAUUCUGAUCUUUUUUCCACUAAUUGGUCUUUUGAUCAAUCACAUCCGGUGUUUUCACAUCAUAUCAUUUUCAGAGCUGGUUGGAUUGGUCAAAAUACCAAUUAGUGAAAAAAGAUCAGAAUUGGGCUGCAUGUGUAAACACAGCCUAAGUGUGAGAGUAAAGUCUUGCAUCGUGCUCAUCUUAUCUGCGGUGCUGCUCAUGCCAACGUCAUAACUCCAAGUCUACCUUUAAAUGUAUUUUUUAAAAUCCUGAAUUGAGCUCCGUCUUAUCAUUAAGAUUUGUCGCUAGAGAGAAAGUAUUUAUGUUUUCUAUAAAAUAGUCUAUCCAGGCCCUCUGUUUUAGUACUCACAUCCCACUAACAGGGAUUGUGAAAUGGUGAGGUUACACUGUUUGUGAUUGGAUGUGUGAGAACUGAAAAUGUCUAUCUCCCUCCCCUCGCCCCUCUCUCCAGGCGUGUAUGUCUUUGCCCGGUGGCCUGACGAUGCACUCUUUACCUGGCAGACAGGUGGGUAUAGACGGGCACCACCUCCCCCCCUUUUUCCCCAUGCCCCCCCCUACCCACCAUAACCCCCAUGCCCCCUCCAACCCCCAGCCUCUGUCCAGCCCCCACCCUGCCAGCCACACACACCAGGUAGGCGCCGGCCGCAAUCACGGCUGCACACACUAUACAUGGAGAACCUCUCUCUCCUGUCUUUCUUUCCUCUGCAAGACUCUCCUCACCUCUCACUUUCUCCUUUCUGCUUUCCAACUCCUCUUGCUUUCCUGUUUCUCUCCUCUCCUUCACUUCCUCUCCAUUCUCUCAAUCUGUCCCUCUUGAUUUCACAAUUUCAUUGUUGUAUUGUAUAUCUGCCAGAUUGAACUGAAUAUAGCAUUCCUUUCGUAGAGCACUCAGGUUUCUAACAUGUCAACCCUUCUUUCUCUCUCUCCAGAACGGUCCCAAGUUUCAGAUGAAAGGCUUCCACAAUCCAUCCGUGGUCCACAGUCCCGCCCUGGCCAACCGUGCACACGCACACCCUCUCACACACUCUCAUACGCAGUACCGUAACACCUGGCGGCGUCGGAAGAGGGACAGCCUACCAGUCAGCCUGAGCAGAUAA
Messenger RNA from Coregonus sp. 'balchen', 10970 nucleotides. The record is from the annotation of a GenBank genome assembly. NCBI's taxonomy places the organism in Eukaryota, Metazoa, Chordata, Actinopteri, Salmoniformes, Salmonidae.